UGCUGCUGCGGAUGCUGAGCUGUCCGCGGGCUGGGCAGCGCUGCCACCUCCCUUGAGCCGCCCGGCCCUGCAGGAGCGGAGCCGAAUCAUCCCCUAACUGUACCCCGGCCGGAGCAGGAGAGGUCUGGGGGCAGAUCGCGAAUUCCGGCAUCUGGCAGCUUAAUUACAGGUUUGACUUUAAUUUCCAAGAUCGAACUCUCCUUGCUCAGCCCGGAUAUUUUUUCUCCCACUGGCCUUGGUUGCUGGAUGAAGCUUGGUCCCAGGAGCUUGGGAAGAGUUCGCUCUUGGCUCCGCGACGUCGCCCCUGGGGACUCCGAAGCCGCGCGACCUCCAGGUGAGGCGGCGGCGCGACUCCGAGCCCGGCGGGCCCGCCCUGCGGAGCAUCUUCCUCCGAAGAGCCAAGGGCUCCAGGACGCGGGGCUCCGCGCCCUCCCACUGGGGCUGCGUGCAGGGGGCGAGAGGCAGCCGCGAUGUUCAGCUGGCUGGGGUCUGACGACCGCCGGAGGAAGGACCCCGAGGUCUUUCAGACAGUGAGCGAGGGGCUCAAGAAACUCUACAAGAGCAAGCUGCUGCCCCUGGAAGAGCAUUACCGCUUCCACGAGUUUCACUCGCCCGCCCUGGAGGAUGCUGAUUUCGACAACAAGCCCAUGGUCCUGCUGGUGGGCCAGUACUCCACUGGGAAGACCACUUUCAUCAGGUACCUGCUGGAACAGGACUUUCCGGGCAUGAGGAUUGGACCCGAGCCGACCACCGACUCCUUCAUUGCGGUGAUGCAGGGCGAGGUGGAGGGGAUCAUCCCCGGAAACGCCCUGGUGGUGGACCCCAAGAAACCCUUCCGGAAGCUCAACGCCUUCGGCAAUGCCUUCCUGAACAGGUUUGUGUGUGCCCAGCUGCCCAACCCCGUGCUGGAGAGCAUCAGCGUCAUCGACACACCAGGAAUCCUGUCCGGGGAGAAGCAGAGGAUCAGCCGAGGAUAUGACUUUGCUGCCGUCCUGGAGUGGUUCGCUGAGCGGGUGGACCGUAUCAUCCUGCUGUUUGACGCCCACAAGCUGGACAUCUCGGAUGAGUUCUCGGAAGUCAUCAAGGCCCUCAAGAACCACGAGGACAAGAUGCGGGUGGUGUUGAACAAGGCCGACCAGAUCGAGACACAGCAGCUGAUGCGGGUGUAUGGAGCCCUCAUGUGGUCCCUGGGGAAGAUCGUUAAUACCCCAGAGGUGAUCCGGGUCUACAUCGGCUCCUUCUGGUCCCACCCCCUUCUCAUCCCCGACAACCGGAAGCUGUUUGAGGCUGAGGAGCAGGACCUGUUCAGAGACAUUCAGAGUCUGCCCCGAAACGCUGCCCUGCGCAAGCUCAAUGACCUCAUCAAGAGAGCCAGGCUGGCCAAGGUCCAUGCCUACAUCAUCAGCUCUCUGAAGAAGGAGAUGCCCUCGGUGUUCGGGAAGGACAACAAGAAGAAGGAGCUGGUGAACAACCUGGCUGAGAUUUAUGGCCGGAUCGAGCGGGAGCACCAGAUCUCUCCUGGGGACUUUCCCAACCUCAAGAGGAUGCAGGACCAGCUUCAGGCCCAGGACUUCAGCAAAUUCCAGCCCCUGAAAAGCAAGCUGCUGGAAGUGGUAGAUGACAUGCUGGCCCAUGACAUUGCUCAGCUCAUGGUGCUGGUGCGCCAGGAGGAAACGCAGCGGCCCGUCCAGAUGGUGAAGGGUGGAGCAUUCGAGGGCACCCUGCAUGGCCCCUUUGGGCACGGCUAUGGGGAGGGGGCCGGGGAGGGCAUCGACGAUGCUGAGUGGGUGGUGGCCAGGGACAAGCCCAUGUACGAUGAGAUCUUCUACACUCUGUCACCGGUGGAUGGCAAGAUCACAGGUGCCAACGCCAAGAAGGAGAUGGUACGCUCUAAGCUGCCCAACAGCGUACUGGGCAAGAUCUGGAAGCUGGCUGACAUCGACAAGGAUGGCAUGUUGAAUGACGAGGAGUUUGCACUAGCCAACCACCUCAUCAAAGUCAAGCUGGAAGGGCAUGAGCUGCCCAACGAGCUGCCCACCCACCUCCUGCCCCCAUCCAAGAGGAAAGUCGCAGAGUGACAGGAGCCGGGGGAGUUUCAGAGGAGGCAGGUGUUACAGGAGAUGGGAGAGGCAAUCUCUCACACACACACACACACAC
Pteropus alecto (black flying fox) is the source of this 2157-nucleotide messenger RNA. It is a transcript of the gene EHD3, whose product is annotated as EH domain containing 3. The record is from RefSeq and is a predicted model, not a curated record. NCBI's taxonomy places the organism in Eukaryota, Metazoa, Chordata, Mammalia, Chiroptera, Pteropodidae. Gene Ontology annotation, cellular component: plasma membrane; cytoplasm. Gene Ontology annotation, biological process: endosomal transport; endocytosis. Bases 471 to 2078 code for a protein of 535 amino acids. The transcript is spliced from 6 exons. Gene Ontology annotation, molecular function: protein binding; calcium ion binding; GTP binding.